CAUAAUGCUUUGUGAGUGACCGAGCGCGAAAACAUGGCGGAGGAAGUGAAAAAAUAUGCGAGUCGUUGACUUGACUUUGAACAUCGUUUACUUCAUUUUUGACCAUGGGAGAUUUAGACAGCGACUCAUUCCCUGAAAGAAAAGUCGAGGAUUUUUACUUCAAACAGCUGAAAAAACUUCAAAUAUUUGAUUCGCCCGAGGGUGGCCUUCCACUUGCUAGGACCAGCCUACUUGCGGUGUCUAAUAAGCAUGGGUUGUGCUUUGUUGGGUGUCCUACUGGUGUUAAAAUCAUCAAGACAGAUAUAAUUGGGAAGUUAAACCAACAGGAUGAAAGAAAUAUCAAUGCAGUAGUUUCAGAAUAUCCAUCAAUAUACAUUGAAAUUGGUGAAGCUGUGCGACAUGUCGGCUUAUCAUGUGAUAACAUCACUCUUUCUGUCUGCUAUGAAAAAGGCAAUAAUGUUAUGUUUAGGGUGUAUGACAUUCCAACCAUAUGUUCGCAAACUGGCUCUAAAGAAAUGCUAGGAGAAGUUGCUCUUUCCAGUGAUGGGAGUUCGCUUGUCAACCUGCUAUGGAAUCCUGUCAUUCCUAACAUAUUUGCAGCAUGUCUUAGUAAUGGUUCCGUUACCAUGUGGGAUAUGAGUAAUGCUAAGAUAACCAAGGCUGGAGCUCUGCCUGUAUCUACAAGAGCCACUGCAAUUUGUUGGAGUCCAAAAGGCAAGCAAAUAGUUGUAGGCCAUAAGGAUGGCCAUUUGACUCAGUACUCCCCGGCUCUAGAAGUCAAGAAGGAGACACCUAGUCCAGAAAUAUUUAAAGACAGUCCCCGACAAGUAACCAGCAUCUGUUGGAUCAGCGCCGCUGUAUUUCUUAAUGUCUAUACCACAGAAGAGGAAGGAGAUAUUCCACAGUGUGUUCUCGUUUGUAAUGCUUUGAAAACAUCUCCAAAACAAACCAUCAACUUUGAUGACGUUUAUUUUGGGAUGAAUGAAGACAGAGAAAAAGGGUUUUACACUACUCAUUUGUUAGAAUGGAAUGUUACCUUGUCAGUUUCUUGUAAUGCAUUCGAAGUUGCUGUUUUUGGAAAUGAGGAAAAGUGGGAAAAAUGGACAUUUGAAGAUGAGAAAAGAGCAGAGAUGCCUUUGACCAGUGACAAUGAAGAGACAUAUCCCAUGGGGAUGGCUAUUGACCUUACAUCUACUAUUCCUAUAGUGGAAAAUGAGCACAGUUAUCCUCCUGCCCCUCUCCUCCUCCUCUUGUCGACAGAUGGUGUCUUGUGUCCUUUCUACAUGAUCAACAAGAAUCCAAGGGCUAAACAUGAUAUUGUAAGGCCAGCAGAGCCCCUACCUCCCCCGGGACCAAGACCCAAGAUAGUGGGGGAUGCACCGGUUUCAAGAAAAGCUCCAGAACAGCCAAGGGGUCAGCAACAAGCAGUCUUUCAAAUUCCAAAAACUGCAGCAACUCUACCAAACACAGCACUUUCCCAACCUGCAACAAAACCUCUCCCAACAAGUUCCAGUUCCAGCCCUUUCUCUUUAACAUCCUCCAGUUCCUCACAGCCAGCUGCCAAUGCUGCUAGCAGUAAGCUGUUCAAUUUCACCACACCCAGCACCCUUGAUUUUACUACCACGCCUGUAAAACCUGUUACAACAGAGUCCAAAGCUGUAGCUUCUGAUGGAGUCACAUCAACAAAUUUGUUUGCGAAGAAGAGUGACUCCAUGGUGCCUCCAGGGAGUGGGUUUUCUACCUCUGGGUUUCCAAUUGGGUUUACAUCAUCUGUUCCUCCCUCAACAGCUACACCAGAGAAGCCAACCUUACAGCUACCAACCUCAAAAACAAAUUUUCAGAAUUUGUUUUCACCUCAGCAACCAUCAUCUCUGCCAGGCUUGGAGAAACCAACUGUUGGAUCACUUUUUAAACCCAUGCUAACAACCCAACCUAUAAGUGCCCCAAAAGAGACAGAUUCUUUGAAGGACAGUGGAUCACUUUUUAAACCUAUGCCAACAACUCAACCUAUGAGUGCCCCAAAGGAGACAGAUGCUUUGAAGAACAGUGGAUCACCAUUUAACCCCGUGCUAACAACCCAACCUAUAAGUGCCCCAAAGGAAACAGAUGCUUUGAAGGACAGUGGACAAACUUUCAGGUCACUGCAAGUGGACCGAGAAAAGCAAGAGCAAAUAAAGAAACAAGAAAAAAUACAACUACAGCAGCAGCAACAACAACCAAGAGAGCAAGAACAACUACUUCAGCAACAACAACAAGAGCAGCAAAUAUUGAAACAGCAACUGCAACUGCAACUGCGAUUACGCAAACAGGAGCAGGAACAAUACCAACAGCGACUGCUGCAGCAGCAGCAACAACAACAAAGAGAGCAAGAACGACCACUUCAGCAACAACAACAACAACAAGAGCAGCAAGUAUUGAAACAGCAACAGCAACUGCGAUUACGCAAGCGGGAGCAGGAACAAUACCAACAGCGGCUGCAGCAACAGGAGCAGAAACAGUACCAGCAACAACUGUAUCAACAGCAGCAAGAGCAACAAUUGCAACAACGCCAACUUGUGCAGCAACAGCAUCAGCGCCAACAGGAGCAGGAACAGUACCAACAGCAAAUGCAACAACACAAACCCCAGCAGCAGCAGCGCCAACUGCAGCAGGAGCAACUUGAGCAGCAACAGCUUGAACCAAUGACCAAACAAAUGUAUUUAAAUAAAUGUAUUAAAUGUAUUGAUGAAGAGAUUCAACUCAUCAGUGAAGAAUUGGAAGAGCUGGGGGAAAAUGUGCACCAAAUGAAAAACAUGUGCUCUGAAUUUGUUCAAAAAGAGGAACUGGAGAGACUGAGAGAGGAAACUGAGCUUGAAGCCAAAACGUGUGAUGAGCUGAAAAAGAUUGCAAAGGAUCAUAACAGUGAGAUCCAAGAUGCUAAGAAGAAACUGCUCAGUUCGUUUGAGGUUCUUGAAGAUGCAAGAGUUCGUCAUCACAGAGCAAAGGAUCGUCGCUAUCUUCACCUGCUAAAGUCUCGAGGUCUAGAUCCAAUGAAUGCCAACAAGAUGAAAACAAUAAGAGAGCUUUAUAUGCAUCUUGAUAAGACACUUGGUGAAGUCCAUUUGGUUCUUGAUGAAGAAUGGAACAAAGAAAAUGAAAGUCGAAAUAAGAUUCAGCGGCCAACAAUGGAUGCCGUCUACAGGACAUUACAGGCUCAUCAAAGAGUUUCUCAGGAACAGUCUGUCAGGCUAGAUAAAAUUGCUGAGAAGAUGAAGCGCAAGAAAUUGUUAUCCCUGUCUUGGAAUAAACCAUCAGCGAGCAUCGUAAGCUCAAGGGAAAAUAUGAAUGAACUGUCCUCUCUUGAGGGAUCUAUGAAAAGUCUUGAUCUGGAUACCACUGCACAAUCAUCAAUCAAAGUGCCAGAUAACAUUCCAGCCAACAAAUCGGCCCAGCUUAUCAACAUGUUGAGAAAGCGACAGACCACACCAAUCAGAAGAAGCGCUGUUGUCAGUCCAAAUACCUCUCGUGCAAGACAAAUCCAGAGAAGAUUAGCAGAGCCAAUAACAAACCUUUCACCACCAAGUCGCCAGGGACGCAUUGUCUCUGAAACUCCUUUAGUCAAAAGUACAAGUGCAACUUUACCAUUGUUUUCCUCUACACCUGCUGUACCUAGUGGCCCAGAAAAAGCCUUUGCGUUUGUAGAAAUUGUUGGAGGAAAGUCAAGGGAGAGCAAUAUUAAAGAGGAAAAUGCAUACCAAACCAGUCGUGCAACUCAUCCCUCGUUUUCCUCUACGUCUGCUGUGACUGGUGGCACAAGAGAAGCCUUCUCGUAUGAUGAAGGAAAGUCCAGAGAGAGCAUUAUCAAAGAAGAAAAUGCAUACCAAACCAGUCCUCAGUCUCCAGCUCUCUUCACUUCACUGGGUUCUACAAAUGCAUCCAAGGCGACAGGCGAAACAUUGGGUUUUAGUGCUCGACCUCAAAGCAUAGGGGCCCCAACACUUUCUACUGCAACUACUGGAGCACCACCUCGAAUGACAGCGCCAAAACCAAUUUUCGAUAAAACUGGUCUUCUUCCCCAACGGACAGGAACUCCACCCCUGACAAUUGCAUCUAGCAAUGCUGGAACAUCUCAAUCCACAGGAUCCACUCAAAUGUUCAAAUUUACAGAACCAACUGGUACUCCAGUAGCACGAAGAACAGGAACACCUCCAUUAAGUACAGGGGGGUUCAACAUGGCCCCUCCAAGCUCAGACAAAAGCCUGGAAGGUUUUCCCUCAAGCUUUACCUCGAAGAGUUCUGUUAAUUCUACAAAAGAAGCCGCUUUGAAGUUGCCAAGUGCUGGUCCUGGCGAUAAGACAAUUUUAAAGCAAAUGCCCCAACAAACCCCAGUCAGUUCUACACGUGAUAUGCAAACAGUUACCCCUGCGGCUUUAGCAGCAAUGAGUCGAGCAGAAGAAAUGCGUGCAGAGAAAACCAAUCUUGAUCCUUCUGCGAGCAUUGAGCCACGAUCUAUGGUCACCCAUGGUCAGUCUGGAGGUGAAAGAGCACGAGAUAUUGAAAGUGAAAACAAAGCUGCAAAAAGUAUCGCUGAAGAGGCUCUAAAACACUCCCAACUAGAGGCCGAGAAAGCUGGUUUCAAACCACAGAGUAGUACCGAGUUUGCCAUUAAAGGCACUGAAAGUCCUAAGCCAGGUCCACCUGUGGUGACUGUGAAACCAGUAUCUUCAAAAGAUAAGAUACAGCCUUCUAAUUUGACAGUCAAACCUGUGCCAGUCCCAGCAACACCUUUGACCCGACCUUCCAUAGUACCACCAGGCAGCUCUACCACAGCUUCUGGCUUUAGUUUUGGGACAGCGAAGGACACCGUACCUUUGAAGGAGAAUUUAGGACAAGGUACAACAACCAAGCCUACUUCUUUCUCGUUUGCCGCAUCUUUAAAUACCAAGAAAGAAACAGAAACCAUUCCUGCUGCAUCUUUGGGUAGUGAAAGCAGCAUUCAGCCGAAGAGUAGCCCACUAAACUCGGGGAUCAUAAAGCCUGAAGUAAUAUCCUCACCAGGAGUAAACCGACAGCUAUUUAAAGACAGUUCCAACCAGAUUAACAAUAGCAACGGCCAGAAGGAGCAAGCAGAUGUCCCACGAGAUUUGCAGAAAUUACCUGAAAGUGAUACUCAAAUAACAAAAGGAACCUCUAUGGGAUUUCAGUUGAAUUCAAGCAAAGAGAAUGUUCCAUUUAGUGCACCAACUUCUACUUCUUCAUCUAGUAAGCCAAACGAAGGAGCACCUUCUUUCGGAUUUAAAUUUGAAUCACCAUCUGGAUCACCAUCCUUUGGACCUGUCCCUGGAAAAGAAACUGCAUCCUCUGUUUCUAGUGGAGUAAAGCCAUUCAGUCCUGGUUCGGCUGCAGGUGGGGGGCUUACCUUUGGACCAACAAGCACUGCUGCGCCUUCUAAUGUGUUCAGACCAUUUGCUAACAUUCAGACUACAUCAAGUUCAUCCCCGACAUCUUCAUUUGGUUCAAUAACCAUGAGUGCUACUGGCGUUACCACCCCAGGGUUAUUCUCGUUUAGCACCAAAGACCCUUCCUCUACGAUCUCUGCAACGUCAUCCUCAGGUGCAUCUUCUGGAGUUGGCAUGUUUACUUUGACACCAAAGACCACUGCAGCAUCAUCCACAACUGUUACUGCUGUCACUUCUGCAGGAGUAAUUGCUGCAACUUCAUCAGAAGUAACAUCCAGUCCAUUCAGUAGUUUUACGUCUUCAGUUCAAGGAUCAUCACAAGGGGGCCUCUUGGGGUCAUCAGCAGAAGCAGCAACGACAACACAAGGCAGAACCUUUAAAGGGGGGCUCUUUCAACAAGCAACAGCAACAUCUUCUCAGGGAGGGACUCCUCAAGGGGGCCUUUUUGGAACAAAACUAGCAACUUUAACAGGAGGGACUUCUCAAGGGGACCUUUUUGGAACAAAACCAACAACUUCAACAGGAGAGACUUCUCAAGGGAACCUUUUUGGAACAAAACCAACAACUUCAACAGGAGGGACUUCUCAAGGGGGCUUUUUUGGAGCCCAAACAUCAGAUUCACAAGAUGGCCUUUUUGGAACAACAACAACUUCACCAGGAGGGACUUCUCAAGGGGGCCUUUUUGGAUCAUCACAAGCUUCUCAAGGAGGAGGACUUUUUGGUGUUUCAACAACAUCCCAAAGCGGAACAGGACAGUUUGGAUCGCCUUCCUCCUCUUCCUCAUCGGCAUUUGGUCAACCCACUUUUGGUCAACCUGCUUUUGGUCAGUCUACAAGUACUGUUACUUCACCAACUUCAUCUGCUUUUGGCCAGUCUGCAUUUUCGAAACCUCAAGAAACGACCUCAACUGGAACUGGAAUAAGUUUUGGUGGUUUUGGACUUGGGGGUCAACCAAGUCAACAGGCUAUCAAAAAUCCUUUCCUUGCCUCUGCAACAUCCAGUCCUUCUGCUGGCACUUCAUUGUUUGGUGCAAACACCUCUACUGGCUUCAAGCCGACUUUUGGCAGUGGAACUCCAUCAUCGUUUAGUCCCCAGUCUUCUGGUGGUUUCGGCGGUGGAUCGUUUACCAAAGGGACUGGGAAUGUAGCAUCGUCAGGAUUCUCUGUGGGAGGGGGAGGUUCCCCAGGGUUUGGUGGCUCGCCUUCCUUCGGUAGUGCUCCAGUCUUUGGAUCGUCACAAUCAUUUGGCUCGUCUGCACCUGCUUUUGGCUCAGCUCCAGUUUUUGGCAGCUCGCCACAGUUAGGAAUGGCAACGGCUGGAGGUUUUGGAAGCAGCACCGGAAGUGGUAGCUUUGGAAAUGUUUCAGGUAGUCCUUUGUUUGGUGCUCUCGCUCAUCAAUCCGCAACUCCAAGCUUUGGCAACGUGGCGCAACAAGCACAGCAAGGACAGCCUGGUUUUGGAGGAUUCGGUCAACAGUCCGCGGGAUUUGGAGGGUUCGGCUCCCCUGGGGGAGGUCCAGGGGCAAGCCCUGCGUUCGGUGGAAGUCCUUCUCAAUCCUUCAACCAAUGGCGGUAACUACAAUGAUAACCAUAAACCAAUGCUAAACAAAAAUAUUUUAUUUGCUUUUGUCAAGCCUGCCAACUAGGAUAUGAAAUAAAUAUAGUUCUAGUCUUCGGAA
This is a messenger RNA of Actinia tenebrosa (Australian red waratah sea anemone), 7116 nucleotides long. RefSeq lists its product as uncharacterized. NCBI's taxonomy places the organism in Eukaryota, Metazoa, Cnidaria, Anthozoa, Actiniaria, Actiniidae. Gene Ontology annotation, cellular component: nuclear pore. Gene Ontology annotation, biological process: RNA export from nucleus; protein import into nucleus. The record is from RefSeq and is a predicted model, not a curated record. Gene Ontology annotation, molecular function: protein binding; structural constituent of nuclear pore.